Messenger RNA from Cuscuta epithymum, 3420 nucleotides. Lineage: Eukaryota; Viridiplantae; Streptophyta; Magnoliopsida; Solanales; Convolvulaceae. The record is from the annotation of a GenBank genome assembly.
GGCAUUCACUCACAGACAAAAAAAACUCUCACAUACAGUGUGGUGUAGUGUAUAAGAAGGUGUACGCAAAAGGAAUUUUUGUUGUUUAGAACCCUCCAUGAACCCUCCAUGAUGUCGGAAAGCUCCGGAACUCUCUUCCUUCGACCUACCCUCUACCGUAUUUAUGCAAUAUUAGUUCAUAUCGGAUCUGGGCACUAUUACUGCUUCAUACAUGCUGCCCCAGAGGCAUGGUAGAAGUUUGAUGACUCAAAGCCUCAAAGGUAUAUGCCAUUCUCAAAGGUUACCCGAGUAGAUGAAGAUUUUGUCAUGUCUCAGGAGGCAUACACUCUUUUUUAUGCAAAACAUGGCACUUCAUGAUUUUCAGAUUUCACUAAAACACAAAAUUCACUAUACCCAAACCCAUAUCUAACACUUCUCCCUAGUCAGUUUUAGAUAAUGUAGAUCCCAUUUCCACCGUACAUCCAAUUACCUGUGCUGUUGAAGUUCCAUCUCCAACUACAUUUAGCAGAGCGAACCAGGAAAGAGUAAUGGUAAGCGAGGUAAAUGCAGGCCCACACAUGAUGCCAACUCCUGUAUUUCGUGUUGCAACUAAGUCUUCAGAAGUUGGGGAAAUGCCUUCUCUAUCAUCUCCUCUGGAACAAAGCAGCAACAGACAGAAUUUUGACAUUACUAAGCUGCAUUCAAAUGAGAUUCCUAAAACACCGCCAAGAUCUCCAAGCCGAGAAAUUUACAGAGAGGACUCCCUUGAUGAUGUACAUUCAAUUCCACGUGCACAUCUGGCGUUGGUGGAUCCAGUUUCUUGUCAAAAAAGAGAAUUGCAGAAGAACCCAGAGACGGAUAAGAAGAGAAAGGAGGCAGCUUUGCCAGUUAGGAAGAGAAUGCAUGGCUCAAGAGCCUAUCAAAUAAUGGCUGCUUUGAGAGGAACACAGAGUGAGAGCGCUGUUGACAAGAAGAAGAGAAGAAUGAUGGCUUCUUCACCGAUCAAAGGUAGCAGCAGUGAUAGGCAUAAGGUGCAGCAGAACCUAGAGACGGAUAAGAAGAGAAAGGAGUCCGCUUUGCAAGUUAGGAAGAUAAUGCCUGGCUCCAGAGCCAAUCAAUUAAUGGCUGCUUUGAGAGGAACACAGUGUGAGAGCGCUGUUGACAAGAAGAAGAGAAGAAUGAUGGCUUCUUCACCGAUCAAAGGUAGCAGCAGUGAUAGGCAUAAGGUGCAGCAGCAGCCUAUUCAAUACUUUAACAAAGUCUACAAGAGGAGAAAUAAGGAGUCUAUUAUGAAUUAAAUAUUUAGUUCUGUUAGUUUACCCCUGCGUGGGUUAUUACUAUAAAUAGGAGGGUGUGAGCUAAUUAACUAAUUAAGGUAGGCUGUUAUUCUAGGAGUUGGCUUGGAGAGUGGGCUUCUCGAACAAUCCCAUUUACAUUGUAUACCUAUUGUGUUAUAAAACAAUCCCAGUUGUUAUACUUGAUUACCGCCAGUGUUUUAUCAUUGGUACCAGAGCACUCGCUCCUGGUGAUCGGAAUUGAGUGGUGACUUCAGCAAAACUCUGGUUUCAGUGGUGAAUGGUCAGAAUGAAGGCAAAAAUGGAGAUUUGCAUGGAUAUUCUGGAGCGAAAUCUGAUGGAGAUGCGGGAAGUGCAGGGGCGAAAAUUGUUGGAGGUGCAGGAGGAUUAACAAUCAUUGAUGAAUGAUCACCGUACUGCAAUGAUAAAUUUGGCGGCAAACAUGGCGGCAUCCAUGGCCGUGAUGAAUGAACUUGCAACUUUGGUCCAGGGAGAGAUCGCGAUCUCAACAUCGGCAUCAUGUGCAAUCAAACAAUCCGAUGACAUUUGGAGGUCAUCCCAAUCGCACUCGCAUCCAAAAUCACACAGGAUAAGAGGAUAAUAAUGGUUUACAACUCAAACUGGUAGAAAAAAUGAUUUACCUGUUUUUACUGGAGAGGGUGCUUAUAAUUGGAUUGCGAGGAUGAAGAGAUAUUUCCGUCUGAAUCACAUCAAUGAAGAGGAACAGGUGGAACAUUUGGAAGGGGCUAUUAAUUGGAACAUUUGGAAGGGGCUAUUAAUUGGAACAUUUGGUGGGAACAUCAGAUGCUUAGCUUGAAACAGACUGAAACAGUGAAGGAAUUCAGGGAUAAGUUUGAAAGGGUCAUAGCACCUCAGAUUAAUGUGGACAUGGGGAUUCUGAGAGGGAUAUUUACCCAUGGUUUGAAGGAUGCGAUAAAAGCUGAGUUAAAACUACAUAAUUGCAAUUCAUUAGUUGAAAUUAUGGACAAAGCUCUAUUGAUUGAGAGUAGAAAUGAAGCUGUUUAUCUGAGAAGAAAGGAGGAGGACAGGUUAUCAUGUAAGGAGAAGGGACCUACAACUACAAAAUCUCUGAUAUGGGUAGAUGGAUUUAAAUCAAAACUAGGAAACUCUUGGUCCAAUAAUACUGGGAAGAGUACAACUGAGACUAAGAGCAAUCCUACUUUUUAAUCCUAUGGGGAAGAAAAUAACUGAAAUAAAUCCCUCUGAUAUGAAAAGGGUGGGACCACAACUCUUACAAGAAGAAUAUCAGGAAAGGAGCAGAAAGGGACUUUGUUUCAAAUGUGGUGAGAAAUGGAGCAAGGAACAUACGUGUAAACUGUUAAAUUACAAGUUAAUACUUGUAGAAGAUUUAGAAGAGGAAUCAGAAAAUGCAGAAGUGGUAAUUCGAGAAGAAGAGAUUGUAAUGGAAUCCAAAUCUAUGCAACUCUCCCUGAUGAGCAAGGAACAGUACCUUCUAUGAGGUCUUUCAAGGUAAAAGGAGUUUAGAAUGGGCUGAAGGGGAGGCAGAAGUUGAUAGAAGAGAGCAAAGUGCAUCCAGUGUUUCAUAUUUCACUACUGAAGAAGGCUAUAUCACUUCAUCAUCUACAACUGAUUUCCAGCCCCUACCCAAAUGCCUCAAUGAAGAAUGGGAAUUACAGAUAAUACCUGAAGGAGUUGUAGACUCCAAAGUGAACAAAGGGAAGAUUGAAGUGCUGAUACCAAGGUUUGAGGAUUCUUGGGAAUCACUGCAAUCACUGACAGAACAAUUUCCAGACUUUCACCUUGGAGACAAGGUGAAUUUUCAGGGAGGGAGUAUUGAUAGGCACAAGGUGCAACAGCAGCCUAUUCAAUACUUUAACAAAGUCUACAAGAGAAGAAUUAAGGACUCUAUUAUGAAUUAAAUAUUUAGUUCUGUCAGUGUACCCUUGCGUGGGUUAUUACUAUAAAUAGGAGGGUGUGAGCUAAUUAAGGCAGGUUGUUAUUCUGUUAGGAGUUGACUUGGAGAGUGGGCUUCUCGAACACUCCCAUUUGCAUUGUAUACCUAUUGUGAUGUCCUCCCUAUUUCAACAAACACUUUUCAAUCUGUUCUUCAUAUAUUUUCCAUAAAAUUGUUGUUUUACUUGAUUACUGCCAAUGUUCUAUCAAU